Messenger RNA from Stylophora pistillata, 1974 nucleotides. RefSeq lists its product as uncharacterized. The record is from RefSeq and is a predicted model, not a curated record. Lineage: Eukaryota; Metazoa; Cnidaria; Anthozoa; Scleractinia; Pocilloporidae.
AUGGGAGNUGAAGAGCUGAGGAACACAAGUUACUUCUGCCUAACUACUGGCUGCUUAUCAUCAACAGGCCCCUUGGGAACUGAAGAGCUGAGGAACACAAGUUACUUCUGCCUAACUACUGGCUGCUUAUCAUCAACAGGCCCCUUGGGAACUGAAGAGCUGAGGAACACAAGUUACUUCUGCCUAACUACUGGCUGCUUAUCAUCAACAGGCCCCUUGGGAACUGAAGAGCUGAGGAACACAAGUUACUUCUGCCUAACUACUGGCUGCUUAUCAUCAACAGGCCCCUUGGGAACUGAAGAGCUGAGGAACACAAGUUACUUCUGCCUAACUACUGGCUGCUUAUCAUCAACAGGCCCCUUGGGAACUGAAGAGCUGAGGAACACAAGUUACUUCUGCCUAACUACUGGCUGCUUAUCAUCAACAGGCCCCUUGGGAACUGAAGAGCUGAGGAACACAAGUUACUUCUGCCUAACUACUGGCUGCUUAUCAUCAACAGGCCCCUUGGGAACUGAAGAGCUGAGGAACACAAGUUACUUCUGCCUAACUACUGGCUGCUUAUCAUCAACAGGCCCCUUGGGAACUGAAGAGCUGAGGAACACAAGUUACUUCUGCCUAACUACUGGCUGCUUAUCAUCAACAGGCCCCUUGGGAACUGAAGAGCUGAGGAACACAAGUUACUUCUGCCUAACUACUGGCUGCUUAUCAUCAACAGGCCCCUUGGGAACUGAAGAGCUGAGGAACACAAGUUACUUCUGCCUAACUACUGGCUGCUUAUCAUCAACAGGCCCCUUGGGAACUGAAGAGCUGAGGAACACAAGUUACUUCUGCCUAACUACUGGCUGCUUAUCAUCAACAGGCCCCUUGGGAACUGAAGAGCUGAGGAACACAAGUUACUUCUGCCUAACUACUGGCUGCUUAUCAUCAACAGGCCCCUUGGGAACUGAAGAGCUGAGGAACACAAGUUACUUCUGCCUAACUACUGGCUGCUUAUCAUCAACAGGCCCCUUGGGAACUGAAGAGCUGAGGAACACAAGUUACUUCUGCCUAACUACUGGCUGCUUAUCAUCAACAGGCCCCUUGGGAACUGAAGAGCUGAGGAACACAAGUUACUUCUGCCUAACUACUGGCUGCUUAUCAUCAACAGGCCCCUUGGGAACUGAAGAGCUGAGGAACACAAGUUACUUCUGCCUAACUACUGGCUGCUUAUCAUCAACAGGCCCCUUGGGAACUGAAGAGCUGAGGAACACAAGUUACUUCUGCCUAACUACUGGCUGCUUAUCAUCAACAGGCUCCUUGGGAACUGAAGAGCUAAGGAACACAAGUUCCUUCUGCCUAACUACUGGCUGCUUAUCAUCAACAGGCCCCUUGGGAACUGAAACUUCAUAGGAUAAAUCAACUCAACAACAUGCUUAGUGAGUAAUCAAGAAGAUAAAAGCCCUCAAACACACUGAGUAGCUAGAUCUUGGUUGGAGAAGGGAUUUGAUACAACCUCAGUUGGCAGGUGAAGGUGUGAACAAUGAUCCUUCAUACACAUGUACACCAGUGUGAUCUGUUGUUGAAAUUUUAAUGACAUUUUCUACCUGUCUCUGUUCAACUAGACAAAUACAAAUAUCUAGUGACAAAAAUCCACUUUGUAGUAUCAUUUCUAUUUAAAAGAGACAUCCUAUGCUUAAACCAUCUGAAGAAAUUGUUCAUUCUUCCUUUCCACCUUCCUUACUAAAGUAUGCUGAGUUUUUGACACUUGAACCAGGCUACCUGCACUUUUCACUUUGACCAGCUCCCAUUUGAGAUCUCAUGUCGCUGAUAAAAUGCUUGAACAGUAAUAAGUUAGAGAUAAAACUGCCAAAAAAGCCUGAAGUAUGCUGUUGGCAUGCUUUGAAAUCCAGUUGUAUAUUAUUUCCUUAAUUUAGAACUCUAAAAAUAGAAAAGGAGAAAAGCAAAUUUAGAGGUCAUAAAAAAAAAAAAAAAAAA